AUGGGCCGCUUCACGACCAUGAUCCUUUCCUGCCUCCACAACCUCCUCAUCCAACUCCCGCAGAACGGCUACCACAACAUCUCGCGCGUGGUGCAGCCCCAGAUGCGAAACAUAUCUGAGAGUUUCACCGUCGCGAACUCUACUGCACGGCGCGGUGCUGCCGCCCGCAAGGGGAAUGGAAUAGAGAUGCAGUCGAUGGCGCCCAAGGCCUCGAGGGAGGCGCCCACGAAGCAGGGUGCGGUCGUUGAAGGUACUCAAGUCCGAUAA
Messenger RNA from Fonsecaea multimorphosa CBS 102226, 267 nucleotides. RefSeq lists its product as uncharacterized. Lineage: Eukaryota; Fungi; Ascomycota; Eurotiomycetes; Chaetothyriales; Herpotrichiellaceae. The transcript has a single exon. The record is from RefSeq and is a predicted model, not a curated record. The coding region runs from base 1 to 267 and encodes 88 amino acids.